CUCAUAUCUUCCAAGCUCAAAACCUCUCUAAAGCUCAACAACUCCUGAUCUCUAACUUUUUUCCAAUCUCUUAGCUAAUCAUGGGUGUCUUCACUUAUGAAACAGAGACUACCUCAGUUAUUCCACCGGCUAAGCUGUUCAAGGCCUUUGUCCUCGAUGGUGACAACCUUGUUCCAAAAGUUGUACCUCAAGCCAUCAAGAGUACUGAAAUAAUUGAAGGAGAUGGAGGGCCAGGAACCAUCAAGAAGAUCAACUUCGGUGAAGGUAGCCAGUUCAAGUAUGUGAAGCACAAGAUCGAUGCGAUUGACCACGCAAACUUAUCUUACGGCUACAGCGUGAUUGAGGGCGAUGCUCUGGGGGAUGUUCUCGAGAAAAUCUCUUACGAGAUCAAGAUAGUGGCUUCCCCUGAUGGAGGAUCCAUCUUGAAGAGCACCAGCCACUACCACAUCAAAGGCAACCACGAGAUCAAGGCUGAGGAAGUUAAGGCUGGCAAAGAAAAGGCAGCUGGCCUUUUUAAGGCUAUUGAGGAGUACCUCUUGGCACACCCUGAUGCCUACAACUAAAUCAAAAGCUUGUCUUCGUCUGUACCUCUGGCUUUCAAGUUGUUUUUUGCGCGCGCAGUCUAACUAGUCUUGGCUAGCUAAAUAAUGGAGUUUGCUGCUGUGAUCUGUAUGUUUGCUUUCUUAUGAUGUUCUAGCUGAUAAUAGAGAACAGUGAAUGUUAUAAGAUUCCAUACAAGCGUUAUGAAGAAAGAUGAACCGUACUAUA
This is a messenger RNA of Carya illinoinensis, 768 nucleotides long. Its product is annotated as major allergen Pru ar 1-like. Gene Ontology annotation, cellular component: nucleus; cytoplasm. The record is from RefSeq and is a predicted model, not a curated record. Lineage: Eukaryota; Viridiplantae; Streptophyta; Magnoliopsida; Fagales; Juglandaceae. The coding region runs from base 81 to 563 and encodes 160 amino acids. Gene Ontology annotation, molecular function: signaling receptor activity; protein phosphatase inhibitor activity; abscisic acid binding. The transcript is spliced from 2 exons. Gene Ontology annotation, biological process: abscisic acid-activated signaling pathway; defense response.